This is a messenger RNA of Spinacia oleracea (spinach), 1772 nucleotides long. RefSeq lists its product as uncharacterized. The record is from RefSeq and is a predicted model, not a curated record. Bases 387 to 1379 code for a protein of 330 amino acids. The transcript is spliced from 7 exons. Lineage: Eukaryota; Viridiplantae; Streptophyta; Magnoliopsida; Caryophyllales; Amaranthaceae.
AAAACAGCUCCUAAUUCUUCCUGGAUUUACGACUAAACUUUAAACCAAGUAGUUUCAACAACUACUAAACAAUACCCACUUUACUUUUUUUCUUGAGUUUUUUUUUUUUUCCUUGGUGGAGUUGCCGUUUUUAUUCAUCUCAGCACUGCUAUCUUUUCACAGAUUCUCCGAAAAAAAUCCAAAAUUUGGGCAAUUCAAACACCGAUCUGCAAUACCCAGAAACCAAAUUUGCCAAAAAUCUGUAAAUAUUUGCAUCCCACGACACUGAAAUUAGAGAAAAAAAACACCCAAAAACAAAGUUCAAAAAAUUGAAGUUUACUUUGUAGAAUAGAGGGAUAUGGUGGAAUGAAGAAUAGGGUGUUGAGGAAAGAAGGUGAAAGUGGGAAAUGGCGAGGAUAGAGUGGGGGAAUCAAGCAAGAGGGAAAUGGGGUUGUUCUUAUAAGAAAGUUACACUAAUUGUUUGCUCAAUUAACAUUGUCAUUGCACUUUAUGUUCUUCGUUGUCUUUACAGCUCUGUUUAUAUCUACUCCAGUGACAAUACUUCAUCACAGGAUAACGUUAAGUACACCCCGUAUCAAUUAAGAAACAUGGAGGAGUCGAUUCGAAUUAGGAAAGCAUCGGAGCCUAUUGAGCUUGUCAAAGUGGUUAAGAGAUUUACAACGGCGUUAACUGAACAAAAAAGGAUGGAGAAGUUACCCCAACAUUUAAAGAAGAUAAUUAGAGAUGAGAUCUUGCAACUUCUCAAAACCCUACCUGCUAAAGCAAACACGACUGAUCAAAGAGAAGCUGUUGAAAACUGGCGGGAAGUUAAACUACACGAAGCAAAACUAUUGAUCAUUGGUGAAAAGAAUGUUACUUUGAUGAUUUCACCUGAUGAUGCUGCACUGCUAGUUGAGGCCAUGGAAUCAAACUGGUCUUUAUUUAUGAAAGUAAUUGGGCUGUGGAUACCCCCUGCAAUCAUCCACAAGGAGCAUGACGAUAAGCCUCCCGGCAUAGAUGAGUUCGAAGAACAGCCUUUAGCUGGAAGGCCCGUUCCUCCUGAGUGUCAUGCUGAACUUCAUACAGAUUACGAUGGUGUUGCUGUUAGAUGGGGUCUAACCCACCAUAAAGAUAGUGCAGCUGACUGUUGCCAGGCUUGCUUCGAUCAGGCAAGACGUGCCAAGCCUGGUGAAAUGAAAUGCAAUGUAUGGGUUUAUUGCCCAUCUGAGGCAGGUUGUUAUUCUCCAGACAUUUAUGAACACAAGCAUCAGGAGUGCUGGCUGAAAUAUUCGGAAAAGCCCAAAUUGAAUUUCAAAGACAAGUAUUCUGAUUCUUAUAGAAGCUCUCACCCAGAAGCACCGCUGCUUGUUCCAUGGGUUUCUGGGGCGGUGAGUGCAUGAAUGGGAAUUUGUUUCAGCGAAGUAUGUGCAACCAAUUGGAGCUGGCCGAGCAGUUCAAAUUCUUGAGUGAAUUUGUCAAAAUAGAAAAUCUGAUGCUCUUUGCUGAAUUUGUUUGCAUCGCCGUCUUUGGUUCAGUGAAGGCUUUCGAAAAGCAUUGUCCGGGCUUCUCCGGUUUGUGAGUCCAUUUUUGUUAACACGUGGCUUGGUGGUUUACUGGUGCUGGUUCUCUAAAUUUGAAUCAUGGCACCCAUUUAGGGGGUUGUUACACCUUUAUUUGAACAGUUCAUUGUAAAAACAUUUUAAAGAUGAUAUUUUGUUGAUUUAUAGAGAAUAUAUGUAUACCUCUGUCUUUUUAGAUUCUUUGUUAAUCAGCCAAUACAUCAUUUUAUGAUC